AAACGAGUUUUACCCGGCUCAGGUAGCACAUAUAUGGUCCAAUUUAAGGUCACACCAAGACCCCCACUUAGGCAGACCAAUCUUUUACAAAGAAAUGGAUUCAUGUCGGCAGAUAAAAGUCUCAGUUCUGAUGAGCAAGAGUUCACACAGCUGAAGACAAGGGACACGACUCAGUCCAACCCGGAGUUACAAGAUGACAGCGGAAGCACAAAAUCCUUCAUAUUGUUGCUGCUCAUUUUCCUAUCAGCUGUUGCUAUGCUUAGUGUCGUCUACCUCAACUUUCCAAAACUGGCAGAAGAAGAGAAACAACAUAUAAAGUUGCCUAGAGACAUUGAAGAUGCCAAGAAUCUCGGGAAAAUAUUAUCAAGAUACACAGACAAAUAUUACUUCCAAGUUCUGUCCGGAUACUUCGUCACUUAUAUAUUUUUGCAAUCAUUUGCAAUACCUGGGUCAAUAUUUCUGAGUAUAUUGUCAGGGUUUCUCUUCCCAUUUUUCCUAGCAUUGUUCAUGGUGUGUUUAUGUUCAGGUAUAGGAGCUACAUUCUGUUAUCUUCUGUCCUACCUUGUUGGUAGACGUCUUGUGAUAAAAUACAUUCCUGAGAAAGUCUCAGACUGGCAAUCUCAUGUGAACCAUCAUAGAGAACAUUUACUGAACUAUAUAAUAUUUCUACGAAUAACGCCUUUCCUGCCAAAUUGGUUCAUCAAUAUAGCUUCACCUGUGAUAAAUGUGCCUCUGUGGCCGUUCUUUAUAGGAACUUUUCUUGGUGUCGCACCACCAUCAUUUGUAGCAAUACAGGCAGGAACAACUCUACACCAGCUCACGUCCUCGGGAGAUGCUGUGUCGUAUAGAUCCAUGUUUAUUCUAGCAAUAUUUGCUCUAGUCUCUCUACUACCAGUUGUGUUCAAGAAGAAACUAAAGGCAAAGUUUGAUUGAUUGGUCAUCACAGCUCGGGGUUUUCUCAUCAGGUCUUCUGGAAAUCUUUAUAUUCUGGAGUCAAAUUUAGAAUGACUUUUUUGGGCAGAUGUGUUAGUUGCACACAGUUUCAUUGGAGUUCUGUACUGUAAAAUAGAUAUUAAUUCCAUCAGGACAAUUGUUUGUGGAUUUUAUCAUUGCUUAACCCUUAUUCCAAUAAUUGACUUAGCCAUCUUUCAAUUUUGACAGUACCAUUAACUGUUCAAAGGGUUGUUUACCAAAAAGAUACUGACUGAAUGGUGAACAGUGCAGAUCAUGAUCAGGCUGCAUGGAUGUGCAGGCUGAUCAUGAUCUACUCUGGUCGCAAAGGCAGACUCAGUCAUGUCCAGCAUGAUAAGGGUUAAAACCCACAAAAUUGAAUUUCAUAGAACAAAUAUAAUAACAAAUUUGUAUAAAAAAUUAAGUAUUACUUUUCUUGUCCCCACAAAAUAGCAUUGUUUUUGUUGAACCUUUACUUUCUAUACCAACGAAAUAAAACGUUUCAAAGUAUGUUGUGAAAAAUGUUGAGAAAUUAGAUAAUAUUAACUUGUUAAAAUUGAAUUAAUACCUUGGCAGAUGUGAUAGAUUUCUGUCAAUUUCUAAAUAAAACCCUGUAGAAUUACAGUUAUAUUUUGUGAGAAAGGAGUAUUUUAUAAUGAGAAAGGAGUAUUUUAGAAUGAGAAAGGAGUAUUUUCUAAGAUUGCCAGCUGUUUUAGUAUGUUCCUACACAACCUUGUGAAUGUGAACCACCAUAUAGAAUGUUACAUAACCUUUGCCCAGAAAAGUCAUUCUGAAUUGUACAAUAAGUUUCUGUAUCAUCUUGUAAUAGGCAGUUGUUAAAAUAUUACAUUUUACAGAAGAAAAACCUGCACUGGGAAGUCAUUUAUCAUGGGCCUAAAAUUUCCUUGUUUUGGUCAAAGCAGUUGCCUGAAUUCAUUGUAAUAUGAAUUUAUUAAUUCAUAUUUUAUAGAUAAAAUGAAUGGGAAGUUUGUUUGUUUGUUUGGAUUUUAUUUUGAGGAUUGGCACAUUCCCUAUAUUCCAAGAAAAUAACUCUUCCAUGAAUAUUAAUGAUUUCACCCUUACCAUGCUAAGUUAUAUAAUGAACUUAUCCACUUUUCAAUUUGGACAGUACCAUUAACUGUUAAAAGAGGUGCAUACCAAAAAGAUACUGACUGAAUAGCGAACAGUGCAGAUCAUGAUCAGACUGCAUGGAUGUGCAGGCUGAUCAUGAUCUUCACUGGUCACAAAGGCAGAAUCAGUAAUGUCCAGUAUGAUAAGGGAUAAAGGUUUAACUUAGUAACAUAUUAUAGUGUUAUAACCUUGAAUUUGAUAACUGCUUUUCACUUUUGGGUAAGUUUUACAACAGAAUUAAUUCCAAAAAAAUUAUAGCACUUUUUUUUUUAAUUAAAGGAAUUUGAAUUUAAUAAAAAUGAAAUAUUUUAAUGAUUGCCUAACCAGAAAAGAUGAACUUUCAGAGGGAAGUUGUGCAUGAAUAGGGUAAAUGCCUAAAUGAUUUGGUCCAUAUCUGUCGAGGUUUUUAGAUUGAAAAGUAGACUUUAAAACUGGUAUUUUAAAAGAAUUCGUUGUCUUUUACUUUUCAUCUAUACAUAUUUCAUAUUAUUGAAAUUGAACAAAAUUGUAGAAGUGAUAGGGCUGGUUUUAAAUAAAGGUUAUUUAACAAGAACUUUAAUUAGCCAGGAUUCAUUUUCAGAAGCAAUCUCAUGUUUUCUUUUUAGCUCACCUGUCACAAAGUGACAAGGUGAGCUUUUGUGAUCGCGCGGCGUCUGUCGUCCGUGCGUCCGUAAACUUUUGCUUGUGACCACUCUAGAGGUCACAUUUUUCAUGGGAUCUUUAUGAAAGUUGGUCAGAAUCUUCACCUUAAUGAUAUCUAGGUCAAGUUCGAAACUGAGUCACUUGCCAUCAAAAACUAGGUCAGUAGGUCUAAAAAUAGAAAAACGUUGUGACCUCUCUAGAGGCCAUAUAUUUCACAAGAUCUUCAUGAAAAUUGGUCAGAAUGUUCACCUUGAUGAUAUCUAGGUCAAGUCUGAAACUGGGUCACGUGGGGUCAAAAACUAGGUCAGUAGGUCUAAAAAUAGAAAAACUUUGUGACCUCUAGAGGCCAUAUUUUUCAUGAGAUCUUCAUGAAUAUUGGUCAGAAUGUUCACCUUGAUGAUAUCUAGGUCAAGUUCGAAACUGGGUCACGUGCGGUCAAAAACUAGGUCAGUAGGUCUAAAAAUAGAAAAACCUUGUGACCUCUCUAGAGGCCAUAUUUUUCAAUGGAUCUUCAUGAAAAUUGGUCAGAAUGUUUACCUUGAUGAUAUCUAGAUCAGUUUCAGAACUGGGUCACGUGGGGUUAAAAACUAGGUCAGUAGAUCUAAAAAUAGAAAAACCUUGUGACCUCUUUAGAGGCCAUAUUUUUCAUGAGAUCUUCAUGAAUAUUGGUCAGAAUGUUCACCUUGAUGAUAUCUAGGUCAGGUUCGAAACUGGGUCACGUUGGGUCAAAAACUAGGUCAGUAGGUCUUAAAAUAGAAAAACCUUGUGACCUCUCUAGAGGCCAUAUUUCUCAAUGGAUCUUCAUGAAAACUGGUGAGAAUGUUCAGCUUGAUGAUAUCUAGGUCAGGUUUGUAACUGGGUCAUGUGCGGUCAAAAACUAGGUCAGUAGGUCGAAAAAUAGAAAAACCUUGUGACCUCUCUAGAGGCCAUAUUUUUCACGAGAUCUUCAUGAAAAUUGGUGAGAAUGUUCACCUUGAUGAUAUCUGGGUCAAGUUUAAAAGUGGGUCACGUGCCUUCAAAAACUAGGUCAUUAGGUCAAAUAAUAGAAAAAGCUUGUGACCUCUCUAGAGGCCAUAUUUUUCAAUGGAUCUUCAUGAAAAUUGGUCAGAAUUUCUUAUCUUGAUGAUAUCUAGGUCACAUGUGCUCAAAAACUAGGUCACUAUGUCAAAUAAUAGAAAUAACGACGUCAUACUCAGUUCAACACUGGGUCAUGUGGGGAUAAGUGAGCGAUUCAGGACCAUCAUGGUCCUCUUGUUCUUUCAUGUUUUUUCGGUGGUUUUAACAAAAAUGUGUACAUAGCAUACAUGAAAUACUAUGACAUCGUAAAGUUUAUUCGUGCUUAAAAAAAAGUUAAAAUAGUGUUCGUAAUUAAAAGAUAUUUUUGUUAUUUGGAUAAUGGAUGUAUAUUAACAUUUCUAGUCGUUUCGUUUCAGAAAAUAUUAACAUCUUUAUUCAUUUCCUGUUAUUCAGAAUUGUCAUUCGCUAUGUUAAGAUAAAGUUCUUUAUCAGAGAAACUAUCUUUGAUAUCUCACUGUUUGAAUUUAUUUGGAUAGAAUUUACUGCAAUACUUUCAACAAAUCAGUAAAAACAUGAAAUAAAAAAUUUAAAAAGAUAUAACAGUGUAAGGUUUUUUGCUUAGUCCAGCUUGAGGUUUGUAUUCAAAGUACAUAUAUAGAAAAGCUAACUUGCAAAUAGUCUGUUUUAGAUAAUAGUCAGUUAGAAAAAGAAAAUAUUAAAGGGAGACAAUUUUGUCACAUACGCUCUGUAAUGUUUUGAAAGUUCUGGUUCUUUUGUUAUAAUUAUGCAAUACACUGUAAAUAUUGUUUUGUAAGUAUUGUGCAUUUAUUUAUUUUCAUUUUUUUGUUCAUGUACAGUCAGUAUCUUAAAUACACAGUUUAAAGUCAACUGCCUUUUCUUCUUCAUUGAAACGCAAAGGAACUGCAUUUUAAACAGUAAAUAUGAACUUGAUAAUUAGAGGGCUUGGUUUGAAACAUUUGUUUUUCCUUUAUCUCCUUCAUAUUCAGCGCUCAAUUAUUAUACCCCCACAAACCGAAGUUUGGGGUGUGGGGGGGCGGUAUAUAGGAGUGAGCUUGUCGGUCUGUUGGUUUUCAUGAUUUCCGGACAAUAAGUUAUGAAAGGCUUGACAAGACUUAAAUAGUUUUGGACCACUAUGAAAUACAGGUCAAGUUCGACUUGGAGAUCAGAAUGUCAAAGGUCAGGGUCACAAUGACCUGGAACAGAUAAACAGUUUCAUGAUGGUAACUUGAGAGCACUUGAACCAAGGAUCAUAAAUUUUGGUACACAGGUGUAACAUGAUAAAAUACAGGUCAGAUGAUAACUUGAGAGCACAUGGACCAAGGAUCAUAAAUUUUGGUACACAGGUGUAAAACAUAAUAAAAUACAGGUCAAUUUCGACUUUGAGGUCAAAGGUCAAAGUCACAAUGACCUGGAACAGUUAAACAGUUUCCACAUGAUAACUGAGAAUGCUUUGGCCUAGGAUCAUAAAUUUUGGUACACAGGUGUAACAUCAUAAAAUACAGGUCAAGUUCGAUUUUGAGGUCAGUAGGUCAAAGGUCUAGGUCACAAUGACCCAGAACAGUUGAACGGUUUCUUGAUGAUAACUUUAGAAUGCUUUGGCAUAGGAUCAUGAAAGUUGAUAGGGAGGUUGGUCAUGGCCAGCAGAUGAAUUCUAUUGAUUUUGAGGUCAGAGGUCAAGGUCACAGUGACCCAGAACAGUUAAACCAUUUCCGGAUGAUAACUUGAGAACCCUUGGGCCUAGGAUCAUGAAAGUUGAUAGGAAGUUUGGCCAUGACCAGCAGAUGACACCUAUUUGUUUUGAGGUCAGUAGGUCAAAGGUCAAGACCACAGUGACCCAGAACAGUUAAAUUAACAUGGAAAACCGUUCCCAAUUUAUAACUUGAGAACCACUAGGCCCAUAAUGUUGAUGAUCCCUAUUGCAGCCAACUAUCAGUGUCUCUGACUUUUGCUCCUAUCCCCUAUUGACUUCUUGCCUAUACAACUAUGCAUUGGGGGAGACAUGCGCUUUUCUACAAAAGCAUCUUCUAGUUGAUCUAUUGUUUUAAAUAUCAGAAUGAAAAUGAUUUAACUAAAUGGUGUUGCACUUAGUUCACAUGCUGAAUUAAUGAUUAGGUGUGCAAAAUAAUUCGGGGCCUCUGUGACCGAGUGGUUAAGGUUGCUGACUUCAAAUUACUUGCUUUUCAUCGAUGUGGGCUCAAGCCUCACUUGGGACGAAGAAUUAUUCAUGUAAAGAAGCCAUCAGCUUGAUGGUUCUACCAAGUAGCCCACCUGUGAUAAAAAAAUGUCUGUAGGGGCACCAGGGAUCUUCCUCAGUCACGAAAAGCUGGAGAGCUGUCAUAUCACCUUUAACUGUGUUUGCGUAACGUUAAACCUAACGAACAAAGAGCACAAUAAUUCAGUACAUGGCUAUGCACUCCUAAACUGUUCCAAAGGAUGUGUAAUAUAAUUUCCUUUUUUUAGUUUUUCAAAGGUCAAGGCCACAGGGGCCAACGUUAACUUUUUGCACGAAGGCAUACUUCGCCAACCACUUCACCCAGGACCUUCAAACUUCACAUGCUGAUAGUACUUAUUGAAUACACCACCCCUACUGACUUAGGGGUCACCAGGUCAAAGGUCAAGGUGAUGCGGGGGCAUUUGUCACCAUUAGUGACAGCUCUUGUUAAAAAAUGUUUUGUCACAUUAUUAAACUACAUUUUGUACCAUACAUUUGCAAUGAUAUUGUGCUGCUCUGUCUCAUCCUCUUUUUGUAUGCCAAGAAACAAGACAUUAGCAUCGGGCUGGCAGGCAGUGGGCAGGCAGCGUCCUCUAAAGUUGUCCACUCUAACUUGAGAGUUUUUAUCCAUUGUUCACCAGACUUGGUCAUCAUAUUAUGGAUGUAAUUUCUUUGCAAAGUUAAAUAGACAGCAGGAUCCUUCCAGUCUCUGAAGUUAUUUCCCUAGAAUUACUAAAAAUGUGAAAAUUGACGCAGCAGUCUGGUCAGAAUCCAUGCUGGUCGCUUUCAAAGCCUAUUGAAAUUGGAGAAACUGUUAGCGAACAGCAUGGAUCCUGACCAGACUGCGCGGAUGCGCAGACUGGUCUGGAUCCAUGCUGGUCGCAAACCCACUAUGUUGGUUUUCUCAUGGCGUGGCUCAUAUUGACUUGCAACAAUGUGUUACUAAGUUUUUGAUCUCCUAGCUACUCUGAGAACAAAAAGCUGUUUGUGAACUUUUAGUAUCAUUGGAUGUCUGUCAUCCAAAAUUUCUUUGAAGAAACCUUUCGACAUCUUAUGAAUCGCUUAUGGAUCUUCACCAAACUUGAUCUGUGGCACCCCGUUACGGACCCCUUUCAGGUUUGUUCAAAUGAUGUGAUUUAGCCCCUUUCCCUGGCCACCAGAGGAUCUUCUCGGUUCUUGGUCUGUAGCAUCUUUGUAUGGAUUUCUGUCCAAAUGAUUCAGUUUGACCAAAGAGAAAGAAAAGGAAACCUAUCAGCUUCUGUCAGGCACUGCUUGAUGGAUUGUUGACACUGUCUGCACCAUUCUUUCAUGGGCCUCGCUUUAAUUUUGUUCAAAUGGUUGUAUGUGAUCCCAUUUAAGGGCCACAAGAGCUGAAUAAAGAAAACAAACAACAUCUCUUUAAUUAUUACAUGCACUGUUACCAAACUUAGUUUGUGGCAUCCUGCUUUGAAUUCUGUCAAGUUUGUUCAAACCUCAUUUGCUGGAACGCGAUGGAACCAACAAACUAUUCGAAUUAUCGGCAGUUUGAGCCCUUAAACAAUAUACAUGAUUUUGCUGGGACCUGACAUGUUGAGCAAAGGAUGGUGUAUGAAUUUUCUGAGGUCGAGCAAACAAAUUUUGACUGUACAUGGAAUUUUAUUAUUUUUAUGUUUUAAAAGAUACUUAGCACAUAUAGAUCUGCAAAUUAUGUUAUAACAGAUUUUUAAAAUCCUUAAUGAAAAUUUGUGUUUUAUUAGUAAGAUAAUUUUGUAUCUAACGAGUAAUAAUAUGAAAACAUUCACAAUGAAUUACAGACAGUACAAUUCAUUUAUACAUUACUGUGAAAUCAUUUAAUUUGGUGGGCAGGAAGUUUGGUUGUUUGUGACAGAGACGGCUAUUUCUUUUGGAAUAUAAGUUUGUGGUUAUCAGUUCGUAAUUUUAUUUGUUUGUUAGAAUUUAAUUUUAUGGGUUUACACAACAUGAAAUCUAUAAAAGUCAGUACCCAGCAAUUAGUUAUGAUUUCACAGUGCAUUUAUGUUUGUCUGGUGCAAAAUAUUUUGACCCUUGCCCUGCUAAUUUCUGUAAUGAAUGUGUACAUCUUUGAAUUUGGACAGUACCAUUAACCUUUAUCAUGCUAGACACGAUUUAUUCUGCCUUUGCGACCAGUGUAGAUCAUGAUCAGCCUGCAUAUCUGUGCAGUCUGAUCAUGGUCUACACUGUUUGCCAUUCAGUCAGUAUCUUUUUAGUAAACAACCCUUUUAACAGUUAAUGGUACUGUCCACAAUGAAAGAUGGACAAGUUCAUUAUAGAAAUUCAGCAGGGUAAGGGUUAACUGUUAAAAGGAGUGCAUACCAAAAAGACACUGACUGAAUGCUAACAGUGCACAUCAUGAUCAGACUGCAUGGAUGUGCAGGCUGAUCAUGAUUUGCACUGGUCGCAAAGGCAGAAUCAGUCGUGUCCAGCAAGAUAAGGGUUAAAACUAAGAUAACAACAUGGCACCAACAAAAUUGAUUGAUGAAAAUCUUCUUCAAAUUUCAGAGAGUGUUGCUGGAAUCUGAUUUUGAAGUGUGAAAUAUUGGUACAUUACCACUCAGUCUUGUGCUUGUGUGUUUUCUGUGUUUGCAAUUAGGGACCUCCAUGGCAGAAUGGUGUUUUUCAAUGACUCAGUAUGUUGUAAAAUGGUAGGAAGCCAUCCAGCUGGUUCGCAGCAGGUGGGGGUUCAGCCCAGGUGCUCACCUGUUGCAUGAUAAUAAUGGCUGGAGGGGUACCUAGGGUCUUGCUCUAACGCUAAAAACAGAAAUAUGAUCAUGUGACCUGCACUGGUUUGGUAUGAUUUUGAUAGAAAAAAGUUUCACAGAUGUAAUACAUUGAAAUUGUAUACUUUGUAAGAGACAUUUUGUAUGUUUGUCAUGAAAAUACCAAUACAUGUAGCAUGUAUGAAUAUUGAACUUGUUAACAGAAAAACAACAACAACAAAGUCUUGAUCUUGCAGUUUUAAAAGAAUAAUGUUUGUGAAGUAUAAAUGUUGUAGGUGUUUUUAAUUAAGAUAUUUUUAUUGUGACAUUCUAACUGUCAACAAACUGGCAUGUUGUUGGAUUUAUUUAUGGAAUAUACAUGAAUUGUCUGAGGUUGUGACACUUGAUCAAAGUAGAUUUAAUUAGAAUAGAUUUUUUUGUGAUAUCAAAAGGCAUCAGUGAUAACUGAUGUAAACAUGUGGGUCUGUCAGGAAAUAUAAAUCAGAAAGUACAUGUAUAUAAAAUGUUACAUAUUUUUAGCUCACCUGUCAUAUAGUGACAAGGUUAGCUUUUGUGAUCACGCAGCGUCCGUCGUCCGUCCGUGCGUGCGUUCUUGCGUGCGUGCGUAAACUUUUCCUUGUGACCACUCUAGAGGUCACAUUUUUCACGGGAUCUUUAUGAAAAUUGGUCAGAAUGUUCACCUUGAUGAUAUCUAGGUCAAGUUCGAAACUGGGUCACGGGCGGUCAAAAACUAGAUCAGUAGGUCUAAAAAUAGAAAAACUUUGUGACCUCUCUAGAGGCCAUAUAUUUCACAAGAUCUUUAUGAAAAUUGGUCAGAAUGUUCACCUUGAUGAUAUCUAGGUCAAGUUCGAAACUGGGUCACGUGCCAUCAAAAACUAGGUCAGUAGAUCUAUAAAUAGAAAAACCUUGUGACCUCUCUAGAGGCCAUAUAUUUCACAAGAUCUUCAUGAAAAUUGGUCAGAACGUUCACCUUGAUGAUAUCUAGGUCAAGUUCGAAACUGGGUCAGGUGCCAUCAAAAACUAGGUCAGUAGGUCAAAUAAUAGAAAAACCUUGUGACCUCUCUAAAGGCCAUAUUUUGCAUGGGAUCUGUAUGAAAGUUGGUCUGAAUGUUCAUCUUGGUGAUAUCUAGGUCAAGUUCGAAACUGGGUUACGUGCGGUCAAAAACUAGGUCAGUAGGUCUAAAAAUAGAAAAACCUUGUGACCUCUCUAGAGGCCAUAUUUUUCAUGCGAUCUGUAUGAAAGUUGGUCAGAAUGUUCAUCUUGAUGAUAUCUAGAUCAGGUUCGAAAGUGGGUCACGUGCCAUCAAAAACUAGGUCAGUAGGUCAAAUGAUAGAAAAACCUUGUGACCUCUCUAAAGGCCAUAUUUUUCAUGGGAUCUGUAUGAAAGUUGGUCUGAAUGUUCAUCUUGAUGAUAUCUAGGUCAAGUUUGAAACUGGGUUACGUGCGGUCAAAAACUAGGUCAGUAGGCCUAAAAAUAGAAAAACCUUGUGACCUCUCUAGAGGCCAUACUUGUGAAUGGAUCUCCAUAAAAAUUGGUCAGAAUGUUCAUCUUGAUGAUAUCCAGGGCAAGUUUGAAAGUGGGUCACGUGCCAUCAAAAAGUAGGUCAGUAGGUCAAAUAAUGAAAAAACGUUGUGACCUCUCUAGAGGCCAUAUUUUUCAUGGGAUCUGUAUGAAAGUUGGUCUGAAUGUUUAUCUUGAUGAUAUAUAGGUCAGUUUUGAAACUGGGUCAACUGCGAUCAAAAUCUAGGUCAGUAGGUCUUAAAAUAGAAAAACCUUGUGACCUCUCUAGAGGCCAUACCCUUGAAUGGAACUUCAUGAAAAUUGGUCAGAAUGUUCACCUUGAUGAUAUCUAGGUCAGAUUUGAAACUGGGUCAUGUGCCCUAAAAAACUAGGUCAGUAGGUCAAAUAAUAAAAAAAAACCUUGUGACCUCUAGAAGGCCAUACUUUUCAUGGGAUCUGUAUGAAAGUUGGUCUGAAUGUUCAUCUUGAUGAUAUCUAGGUCAAGUUUGAAACUGGGUCAACUGCGGUCAAAAACUAGAUCAGUAGGUUUAAAAUUUGAAAAAUCUUUUGACCUCGCUAGAGGCCAUAUUUUUCAAUGGAUCUUCAUGAAAAUUGGUCUGAAUGUUCACCUUGAUGAUAUCUAGGUCAGUUUCGAAACUGGGCCACGUGCGGUCAAAAACUAUUCCAGUAGGCAGAAAAAUAGAAAAACCUUGUGACCUCUCUAGAGGCCAUAUUUUACAUGAGAUCUUCAUGAAAAUUAGUGAGAAUGUUCACCUUGAUGAUAACUAGGUAAAGUUCAAAACAGGGUCAUGUACCUCUGAAAACUAGGUCAAUAGGUCAAAAAAUAGAAAAACCUUGUGACCUCUCUAGAGACCAUAUUUUGGAUCUUCAUGAAAAUUGGUCAGAAUUUUUAUCUUGAUAAUAUCUAGGUCAAAUUCAAAACUGGGUCACAUGAGCUCAAAAACUAGGUCACUAUGUCAAAUAAUAGAAAAAACGACGUCAUACUCAAAACUUGGUCAUGUGGGAACAGGUGAGCGAUUCAGGACCAUCAUGGUCCUCUUGUUAUCUUAAUUGGAUCUUACAAAGUACAUAAAGUUAGCGUUGAAUACAUAUCCAUUUGAGACUUGGACAUUUGUGCUUCCAUUAUGGUAAUUCCUGUGUAAGGAAAGAGUGAGUAGUUACUGCGCCCCAAAACAUGGUAUUGAAAUGCUUAUAUCUUUUUAGCUCGAUGUUUUGAAGAAUAAUUAGAGCUAUCGUACUCACCAUGGUGCGGCGUUGGCGUUGGCAGGGGUGUCUGCGUCUGUGUCACACCUUCGUUAAGAUUUUUCGUACCAUGCCACUUUUUGAUAAAGUCUAUUUAGAUAAAGCUUUGAAACUUUCAACACUUGUUUAGCAUCACCAUGUCCAGUAUUAGGCAAGAGUACAUAACUCUAUCAAGGAUUUUGGCUGAAUUAUGGCCACUUUUAACUUACAAAUCUUGGUUAAGUUGGCAUUUUGUCAAAACUAUGACUUGUGGCUUUGAAACUCUCAACAUUUAUCAUUAUGAUUUUCACCUGUAGGCAAGAGUACAUAACUCUGUCAACUAUUUUGGCUGAAUUAUGGCCCUUUUUGGAGUUGGAAAUUAGUUCAGUUUUCGUACAAGUCCACUUUUUGUCAAAACUAUUUGACAUGUGGCUUUGAAACUUUGAACACUUGUUUAUCGUCAUGAUUUCCAUCUGUAGGCAAGAGUACAUAUUUCAGUCAACUAUUUUUGCUGAAUUAUGGCCCUUUUAAACUCAUCUGAUUUUUUGAAAAAAAAUGAUGAGUUAUUGCCAUCACUUGAUCGGCGUUGCCUGGUUAAGUUUUAUGUUUAGGUCAUCUUUUCUCCUAAACUAUCAAAUCUAAUGCUUUAAAACUUGCAACACUUGUUCACCAUCAAAAGCUGACUGUACAGCAAGAAACAUAACUUCAUCCUGCUUUUUGCAAGAAUUAUGGACUCUUUUUGACUUAGAAAAUCAGAUUUCUAUGUUAAGGAGGUAGGUUACCUUGUUACCAGGGUAAAUUCAAAUUAGUUGAACCGCAGUGAUUUUUUAUAUUUCGUGUAAUUUAAUGUUUUAACUGCUACAAUCUCAGUUCCGUUUAUCUCUGUCCCUUCAAGUACAAUUUUUAUCCAGGUUUGAAGUACAUGACCCUCUUAAGGUAUUUUAUAUAGAAAGAAGAAGGAAAAUACGGAUAUUUAACACUUUUCAGUGUAUUUUGGUUUCAUUGUUAUCCGUAGAAGUCUGCAUAAUUAAUAGUUUUACUAGUAUGCGCAUAAGCUUUCUAAUAAAAGCUUAAAAUGUAUAUGUCGCGGGGCUCGUGUUUCCAUGGAUACGCAUUUUCUCUCAUUUUUCAACAAUUAUGUAUGAAAACGGGUUUUUCGACGGCUCCAGUGCCAUUCUGUUAUUGACCAACAUGGAAUAUUUUGGUAAUAUGAUUAGCAAAAUACCAAGAACUUUACAUGGUACUAUGUUUUUCUUAAAGUUUAGAGUAACCAUGGCAACAGAGAUGUUUAAAGUAGCUUAUAUGUUGCUUUUUAUCGUAAUUUCUUUUAAAAAAAUAUUAUAUAAAAUUAUCUUUCUUGUUAAUGUAGCUUUAAAACAUCUUAUUUCUAACGUUAGUAAUAUUUUCGUAUGAAUUGCAGUUAAUUUAACAAAUUUCACAACUUAAAAUACUUACAGCAGUGCCCGUCGUCUGACAUUUUAUUGAAAAAUCGUUCUGCAUGCUGCUAUUAUUCUCAUGGAUAUUGUUGAAAUGAAAAUAAAAAGCCGAAGCUGUGUUCCUUAAAUAGAUCAGUGUCAACGCUUUUGAAUUUUACAAUUAGACAUAUAGGUCACGGGCUUCGUUUCCAUGGUAACAUCAAUUUAAUUCAAGACACCACAAUUUUUUACUGAAAUUUGAACAAUUUUAGAGCUUAGUUUUAGUAUUUAAGUAACAAAUUAUCAACGGAAACUGGGAAAUAGGUAUAACAAAUCAAACUGCCCAAUUUUAUUUGUAAAUGACCGUAAUAAGUUACCUUUCAGCUACAACUAUAUUCCCAAUCACAUCAGUUACCAUCAUCCAUUUUCUUACAUUCCGCAUAACAUUUCAAUAUAAUUACAUAAAAGAAGCAAAAUAUUGAUCAUUUUUUUAGAGCAAAAGACUAAUAAAAAGUAUUUCAGCAAAUAAUGGCUGUUUAAAAAUAGUUCAAAUAAAGAAAAAGCACAGAAUAACGUUCUUUCAAAAUAAAAGCUAUUAAUUUUGCGCGGUAACUGACACGUAACGUCAUGACGUCAAUGACGUCAUUUUAAGGCAACAAUGUUUUGAAGCGUUUCUGCGGCAAUUCAUUCAUUAUUUCUGCAUUAUUAAACCAUUAAACAUAAGAUCGGAGGCAGGUUCAAGAUUUAUUUCCAGAAGAAUGGAUAUACAAACACAUUUAGUUUGUCGUAAACGUCGUCGUAAAUCAUCACGUUAGCUUCCGGUUGGACAUGCGCACUUACAAAUAUCAAGGUAACCUACCUCCUUAAGUUUUGUCUUUAGGUCAGCUUUUCUCCUAAACUAUCAAAGCUAUUGCUUUAAAACUUGCAACACUUGUUCACCAUCAAAAGUUGACUCUGUACAGCAAGACACUCCAUCCUGCUUUCUGCAAGAAUUAUGGCCCCUUUUGGACUUAGAAAAUAUCAGAUUUCUUGGUUAAGUUUUGCGUUUAGGUCAAUUUUCCUUCUUAACGGUCAAAGCUAUUGCUUUAAAACUUGGAGCAGUUAUUUGCCAUUAAAAGCUGACUCUGCAUAGCAAGUAUUGUUUUUUGCAAGAAUUAUGGCCCAUUUUGGACUUAGAAAAUCAUGGGUUUGACAAUAUUUUGUAAUAGAGUGACAAAAAAGAUCAGAUGAGCGUCUGCACUCGCAAGGCGGUGCUCUUGUUUGGAUUUGGAAAUCAGUUAAAUUUUUCAUGCAAGUCCAUAUUUUGCCUAACCUGUUUGACAUAUCGCAUUGAAACUUUGACCACUUGUUUACCAUCAUAGUCUACAUAUGUAGGCAAGACUUCAUAACUAGGACAAGGACUUUAGCACAUUUAUGGCCCUUUCUUGAAAUAGAGUUUCGCAUACCAUUCCAUAUUUUGUUUAAACUGUUUGAUAUAUGGCUUUGAAACUUGUAACACUUGCUUACCAUCAUGGUCACAUAUUGCCAUAUAGUGCAAGACUUAUCCAAAUCCGUAAAUACAGGUAAAUUGUUUGUCUAAUCUAUUUUUUUCUUUUGUCUGAAAAGUUAUGGUAAUAUUUUCACCCAUACUUCCAUCAGUUCCUUGGAUAGAUGAGCGUGCUGUCAACAGACAGCUCUUUUUUUUUUGUUUGUAGUCCGAUUUUCAUAAUUAUUUGCUUAGAAUAAAAAAGACAAAUCAAAACAUAUAACUUUCA
Molecule: messenger RNA, 14622 nt
Organism: Mercenaria mercenaria
Lineage: Eukaryota; Metazoa; Mollusca; Bivalvia; Venerida; Veneridae
Product: transmembrane protein 41B-like
Exons: 7
Coding region: 34-933 (299 amino acids)
Cellular component (GO): endoplasmic reticulum membrane
Source: RefSeq, a predicted model, not a curated record